Molecule: messenger RNA, 1365 nt
Organism: Cucurbitaria berberidis CBS 394.84
Lineage: Eukaryota; Fungi; Ascomycota; Dothideomycetes; Pleosporales; Cucurbitariaceae
Exons: 2
Coding region: 1-1365 (454 amino acids)
Source: RefSeq, a predicted model, not a curated record
AUGGCGUCCGGGCCCGCUUCGACCGCAGAGAAACCGUUUCCCUUACUACGUCUUCCCCUCGAACUCCGCGAAGCCAUUUACAGUUUAUACUUCAAGCCCGCUGAUCGUCUCGUGCAAAGCCACUCGCUCGAAGCGCAGGGAUACUAUGGCGGAGUUUACAAUAUCGAAUUGGCUCUCUGGAGGGUGAACAAACAGGUGUAUCAAGAGUCAAAGAGGGUGUGGAAACGAGAGAAUAUCUUUGUCAAGAUUGCGACGCCAUGGCCUAGUGCGGUAAAUCAUAUCUCCACCGAAGGCCUCGUCCCCAUCCUGUGCACCGAUCACCGCGCCGACGCGUUCACCUCGCACCACGCCCUGGUCCAGAUAUCAGCGCCAUUCCACCAAGCGGUUCCAGAACAUACCGUCGUAGUCCUGUUGGAUGAUCUUCACCUGUUUACGCGAACGUGGUACUACAGCGCGCUAUCCCAUCCAAUGCUAAACGACCGCCUAUCCACCACUUUCGUCCUCCGGGAUCCAGACUCCAAGGAAACAGCAGGAGACGGAGACCAAACACCCACGAAGGAUAUCAGCCUCGCGCUGCAGAAGAGAUUGCUGUUGCCAUUCGAGCAGGUCAAGGGCCUGUACCACAUGGAAGUCACCGGCUACGCGCAAGAAGUUAAACAAGAGCUAGAGCGCCGCAUGGCAAUACCCAUUCCAACAGUACAACAUUGCUGCGAGAGCGCUGCCGAUCUCAUGACGCAGGGCGAUGCUGCACUCGCCGCUAACAACGGCGCGGAAGCCUUGGACCUGUACAGAAGAGCGUUCCUUGCAAUUCACAUUCUAAUCCACGGCCGCACACGGCGUGUCCUAGCCGACGUCUUCUUUCACGAAGGCAUCGAGCAUGGCCGGUUUGCCGGGCAGACAGGAAUGACUAUCCGCGUUGUCCUGCGCCUCAAACUUGUUUCGCGCACCAUCGCCGCACACCUCCAGCUCGCACAAUGGGGCGAAGCAGCAUACUGGGGUAUGCGAUCCAUACGCAUAAUGCGAGAAGCCAUGGAUACCGAGUUUGAAGACUACUUGACUGAUUUGCUAGGGGAAUGUGUUGUUGGGCUCAUUUACGUACGCGCUGCCAUAGCGUUUCGGAAUAUGGAGGGGGCGAGGGGAGACUGGAAUAACGAGUUGGAGGCAUAUGUCGAGGAGCCAAUUGCGAAUAGCGAGAGGUUGUGGGGGUUAGCGGUGAGGUAUAUGAAGAAUCAGAAUAAGGAGGUGGUGCGGAAGGAGUUGGAUCGUUUCAAAGUACCAGAGCGUGUUGUGCUGAUGUUUAGAGAUGAGGAGAGGUCGGUUGAUGAACAGUCUACUUUGUGCCAGGAUGGGAGUGGGGAGGAGUAG